Pocillopora verrucosa is the source of this 2891-nucleotide messenger RNA. RefSeq names its product sphingosine 1-phosphate receptor 1-like. Lineage: Eukaryota; Metazoa; Cnidaria; Anthozoa; Scleractinia; Pocilloporidae. Gene Ontology annotation, molecular function: G protein-coupled receptor activity. The record is from RefSeq and is a predicted model, not a curated record. Gene Ontology annotation, biological process: G protein-coupled receptor signaling pathway. Gene Ontology annotation, cellular component: plasma membrane.
UCGAACGAUAGAUGAAGGCUUAACCUGACAGCCAAUGGAAAAGACAAAGUAUUCAGCAUCGUCACCUUCUUCCAUAUUAUGAAAAUCAUUUCUUGACACGAAAGAGUUUCAGGAGAUAAGACACCUAAGGUCGUGAUGGAUUUUGGAGACCCAGUGACUCUGGCUCAGACAGCAUUCCUCGUUUCCGUCUCGGUGUUGACCGUGGCUUUGAAUUCUCUAGUGAUAAUGACAAUCUGGAAAGAUCCAUUCAAGCAGCUUAAAGGAACAGCAAACUAUCUCAUAUUAAAUCUGGCUGUUUGUGAUCUACUUAUGGGUUUUCCAACCGAGUUACUCUUUGCUAUUCUUCACUGGUUUCCUGGUAAUAAGAGUGUCAUCAAAGCAGGGUACAUCACGAUGUAUUUUGCUAUUUGUGCCUCAUUUCUUACAAUCCUGGGCCUCGCUGUUGAAAGACUUAUUGUCAUAUCAUCCGCUAAGAGUGACGAUAACUCGACAACGACGAGUUAUUGCACUGUAGGCAUUAUGUCCAUCUGGCUUUUUGCUGCGCUAACAGCCUCUCUUCCUAUGCUCGGAUGGGACUCAUUUGACAGUUAUAGGCUUUUUAUCGCUGAUGCUAUCGGAGUUCCUGUAUUGAUCCUGUUAUUUGCUUGCUACACACGGAUCUUUCUGCUGAUCAGAAAACAGCUGCAUCGAUAUUUUGCAACAGGCGAUCAAAGAAGAGAGCUCCAACCCUUAACACCAAAAAGUCAAAGAAUGGAAAGACUUAAAAGGAGGGAAAGAGGCGUAGCUCUCUCUGUAUUCAUCCUUACUGGCUUGGUUACCGUAUGUUGGAGUCCGCUUUUCAUUGUGGAAAACAUCAGACAGUGUUGUGAUCACGACGAUUGUAUUCCUAAAAAACUUGACUUAAUAUUCCAAAGCUUGAUAUUUGUGCAUCCGCUGGCCAAUCCUAUCGCUUACGCUCUGCGUACGGCGAAGUUUCGACGCGCACUCAAAAGAAUUUUCAGACGUAGUGGUAACAAUUAAUCGUUUAGCCUGAACGACUAAUUAUUAUCGGGUUACCUUCAUCGUUUGUCUUUUGUCGGACUCACUAUAUUUCCAAAGCCUUCAACGCGGAAAAUUCUGUUGUGUGUCUUCCAACUGCUGAAGGUUUGCCGACGUCAAUAUCGAUAUUCAGCUUACCAAAACUUUUCACACUGAUGCUUCCACGGUUUCGUAAGAUAGUUUUAUGUUUCCGGAGACCACCGUAAGAAACACAAACAUUUACGUAUUUAAUUGCAUUAAAACUGAAUUUUCAAACUCUUGAAAAUUUCUCCCGUAAAAUAGGUCGAUGGAACCUUUCACUAUAUUUCCUUAAGUACAAGGGAAUUUUAUGGCAAAAUACAAAAAAAAUCGAUUUUUUGUGAGUGCCCAUUGACUCUCGAUAUCCUCAGAAAUACACUCUAAAGCCCCCAAGAGAUUUUAACUUAGCUCACCACUGACAAUAUAUCCCAGUUGUAUCCAAUCGCCUUGAAAUGAGCAAUCUUCCACAGUAGCUCUCUCUCAGCAUAGCUUCACAGAUAGUCGGUACGUCACUUUCGAUUAAAACAGCAACAACUACUACACGACUGAGUUCAUAAAUUAUAUACAUUUACAAAGUGUUCUCGAACAAUCCGGAAGCAUACAACUCAACUAUUUUUGUGGUGUUGCAUCAUAACUACAUAUAACCGAAUACAAUAUGUUUCCACAGUAUGACAAUGGGCAGUCGUGUAACAUGUCAACAUGCAUAGGCUUUCUAGAAAUUUCCAGAAACUUAUUUUUACAGUCGUUAUCCAUAACAUAUUUCAUUCAACAACUAAGGCUAUGGUAUGUCAGAACGUUAAUAACUUAAAACCAGUUGUUUAGUGAUGAUAAAGCGUUUUUUAGGGGUUUCCUGCGCCAUUACUAGCUGAUGGUAAUCGGUCGGCGCAGGUCUUCGCAAAGUUAUAGACCAUCUCUUUAACUCGCCAUCGAUAACCUGGAAUAAUAAAUGUGUAUAAUAUGGGAUCUAGAGCGCAUUUUGAUACGUAUAGGAUUAGUAACAAUUCUUGAAAAAAAAGUGAAGUUCGCACUCCGUCGCUGAAGUAUUCAACAACGCGAGUGACAGAAAAUGGUAGAUAGCACAAUAAAAAUGUUCCAACUAGAAGAAAAAUGUUCUUUGCAAAGGAAAACUCCCGUUUUCGAGCCAAUUUAAACGCAUCUCCUGAUUGAACAAGCGGUUGUCGGACUUCAUUGGCGAGUAGAAUCUUGUUGAAUUUUCGGAUGAUUAUGAACAUGCGCAUAUACAAAACGAAGAUGACAACCAGUUCAAACUGAGGAAGGAUAUAGAAAAUUAGCCGUAUUGCAUUUGUGUCAUGAAAGGAAAUGAGUAGGGCGGUAACUGAUCCAUCAAGCCAAAUAAGAAAAAUGUAUAAUUUCAAAGCCAUUCCACCAAACAGCUUUUCUCUUCGUAGAGGCAUCUCUAAGGCCACAUAUCUCUCCACUGUAAGAAAGAACAAAGUGCAUCUUGAAGCGGUAGCUGUUAUGACCAACACUGAUCUAGUUGUGACAUACAACGUACUUGGUGAGUCGCUCAUUAACAUCAUGCUUACUCCACCAUCUACCCAAUGAAGGCUUAUCCAAAGAGGUUCACCUACAAGGCCCAUCAUCAGGUCAGCGAUAGCAAGGUUCAACACAAGGCUGUUGGAAACGAUCCGUAAUUCAGUGCGCGGUUUCUUAUACAAAGUCACAAUCACCAGAAGGUUCCCCACUAUAGUUAUAAUGGAAAUUAUAGUUAUCACAAGUGGAAAAAGUCCAUUGAAUUUUUCUUCCUGAUUCGUCGGGGGAAGGGUUUCAUUGUCCUCUGCCAUCCUACUUUGUUGAUGUUGGAUUUGCUUGAU